Molecule: messenger RNA, 936 nt
Organism: Exserohilum turcica Et28A
Lineage: Eukaryota; Fungi; Ascomycota; Dothideomycetes; Pleosporales; Pleosporaceae
Exons: 1
Coding region: 1-936 (311 amino acids)
Source: RefSeq, a predicted model, not a curated record
AUGGCGCCCCAUCUGCUAAGCCUUCCAGGCGAGAUACGCAACCAUAUCUACGAGUACACACUCACCGAAGAAGACGGCCUCUUCUACCUAGAAGAUCAAGAUGGUAUUGGUCGACUCUGUUCAGGAGAUCUCAAAGAGCUUGAGCAGAUUGGCAAAGAAAGCGUGUGGUGUGAAACUUGUGAGGUAGUACACACCAAUCAGUCCAGCGGAGAGGCUGCGACUACAUUCGAGUAUCGCAGCUGUAGCAACCCUAAAUCCAGCACUCGUCACAACGAAAACAUUCCUAAAGUCGAAGACGACAAGGCGCACUGCAAGCUUAGGAUUGCCAAUCAGUUACAGUUUGUAUGUCGCCAUCUUCGCAAAGAGACAAAGGGACUUGGUCUGCACCAAAACAAAGUAAUAUUCCUUAGUUUCGGUCUUGGCCUGGAAUUCGAUCGAUGCGCCAGCUUUCUGCAGAGUUUGACACGCCAGAAAAAGGAGAAUAUCCGGACAAUGAUCGUAACAAAGGACUUGUAUUGGGUGAAGAAGAAACAGGCCAUGUCCCAACUCUUGGAUAUCUGCAAGCACUAUCCCAAGAGCCGCAUGGACAUGCAAUUGCCAUUCCCUGCGGAAAGACCCUCCACAUACCUCAUGUUUGCCCAGGAAAUGUACACGCAUUUGGGCAAAAAACUAGCCAUCCUGGAACGUGUAGAACCGGAUUAUCUGCUCUUGAUUCAAAGGCAUACCGAAUGGUUGCAGAGACAUGUCACAAAAGUACAUUAUACCAAUGUACCCUCCAACUUUCGUGUUUUUCCAAUCACCGCCGGCUUCGACGAACGGGAUUUCAGGGAUUGCAUCGCUGAUAUGAAACAUGGCGAUGACAGGUCGGCCAUAGAACAUAUUGGAGUCGAUGCUUAUGUAGCGUGGGUGAAGGACUGGAUUCAGAAUGGUGUCUGA